Messenger RNA from Zootermopsis nevadensis, 3225 nucleotides. Its product is annotated as periodic tryptophan protein 2 homolog. Gene Ontology annotation, cellular component: small-subunit processome; Pwp2p-containing subcomplex of 90S preribosome. NCBI's taxonomy places the organism in Eukaryota, Metazoa, Arthropoda, Insecta, Blattodea, Termopsidae. Gene Ontology annotation, molecular function: protein binding. Gene Ontology annotation, biological process: ribosomal small subunit assembly; maturation of SSU-rRNA from tricistronic rRNA transcript (SSU-rRNA, 5.8S rRNA, LSU-rRNA). The record is from RefSeq and is a predicted model, not a curated record.
AAAUGUAACUACCAAUUAUGUCAAAGUUGGCUGCCCUUUUAACCAAUCGGGUUUUUAUUCACGUGGUCCCAAAAAAUGUGUGAACUUUACUUUUACACACAGUGCAUUAGUUUAAGCUCGAAAUAAUAUUCAUGUUAUUUAUGAAGAUAUUAUGAGAGAGAGAUCCAAGAAAUUAUGAAGUUUGCGUUCAAAUUUUCCAAUCUGUUUGGGACAGUGUACCGGAAGGGCAAUCUGCUCUUCACUCCAGAUGGGAAUUCAGUCAUCAGUCCUGUGGGGAACAGAAUUACAAUUUACGACUUAAAAAAUAACAAAUCUUCAACACUGCCAGUUGAAGGCCGUUUUAAUUACGUAACUCUUGAUUUAUCACCAAAUGGCUGCACCCUUAUAGCUGUUAAUGAAGAGGGAGAAGCCCACCUGAUCAGCAUGGUGAGUCGGAGGGUAAUCCACAAGUACCGUUUCCGACGGCCUGUCUCAUGCCUGCGAUUUAGUCCGGAUAGCAAGCACUUUGCAGCGUGCAAGGAUAACAAUGUUUUUGUCUUCAAGGCCCCAGGACUCUACUCUGGGGAGUUCAACCCAUUUAUCAUGGAACGCGUUUUCCACGGCUCUUUUGAUGAAACAACUUGUAUGGAUUGGUCUUCAGAUUCAAGGGUCCUGGCUGUUGGAUCAAAGGAUAUGACCACAAAACUGUACAGUCUUGAGAAGCUUGCCAACUUCAAGACGUACUCUCUGGGUAGCCAUACUGACUCGGUAGUGGCCUGCUUCUUUGAGAAGGGCUCCCUAGAUCUUACAACUGUCAGUCGUAAUGGACAGGUGUGUGUAUGGGAGUGCAGUAUUGACAUAGACUUGCUGCGACCGUGGGAGCCACCUGCCAAGAAGACACGUGAGGAGACCCAUAGUGAUAGCGAAGAUGAUGUGGACACUUCCAGAGCUGAGGACAGUCGAGCAGUAGAGGAAGUAACCGCGGAUCCGACAAACAGCGACAAGCUAUUUUACAAGCGUGUGGCGCGACACUACCUAUGUGACCUGGUCAGAGAGCAGCGUGAUGUCAAGCUGACUUCUGCUGCAUAUCAUAAAGAGACGCACAUUCUCAUCACUGGCUUCUCCAAUGGAUCGUUCUUUGUGCACGAGCUUCCGGAAGUCAACCACAUUCACUCGCUCAGUAUCUCAGACCAGCAGAUCUCAUCCAUAGCAUUAAACAGCACUGGAGACUGGAUAGCUCUGGGGUGUAUCGGCUUGGGCCAGUUACUGGUGUGGGAGUGGCAGAGUGAGACGUACGUCAUGAAACAGCAGGGCCACUUCAACAAUAUGACGUGCUUUGCUUAUUCUCCGGACGGACAGUACAUUGUCACUGGAGGAGAGGAUGGGAAGGUAAAACUAUGGAAUACUAGCACUGGGUUUUGCUUUGUGACAUUUCACGAGCACACUUCAAGCAUCUCUGGUGUGCAGUUUAGCCGCAACAGGAAGUUCAUCAUCUCGGCUUCUCUUGAUGGUACUGUUAGAGCCUAUGAUAUGACAAGGUAUCGCAACUUCCGCACCUUCACGUCUCCACGACCAGUGCAGUUUGCCUGUGUAGCCCUGGAUUCAACAGGAGAGUUUGUAGCUGCAGGCGGACAUGACGUGUUUGAAAUUUACUUGUGGUCUAUAAAGAUAGGCCGACUUUUAGAGAUAUUGACUGGACAUGAAGGCCCGGUCGUGAGUGUGGCAUUCAGUCCAACUCCAGCCAGCACCGCCCUGGCGUCAGUCAGCUGGGACAAGACGCUCAAGCUCUGGAAUGCUGUUGAGUCUGGGAGUAGUCACGAGACCAUUCAGCUCACGGCAGAUGGACUGUGUGUGACGUACAGACCAAAUGGAGAAGAGGUGGCAGUGUCUACACUGGAUGGACAGAUUACAUUUUUUCACUGCAAGACCUCACAAGAGAUUGGCAGUAUUGAGGGGCGCAAUGACCUGGGCAGUGGACGUUCUGAUACGGACCUCAUCACGGCCAAGAAGAGCCUUCAGGGAAAAGCAUUCACGAGUCUGUGCUACACUGCAGAUGGCACUUGUAUCUUAGCUGGUGGACAAUCGAAGAAUGUUUGUAUAUACAAUGCCCGCGAAGCUCUACUACUGAAGAAGUUUGAAAUCACACAGAAUCGCUCCUUCGAUGCUGUCGAUGACUUUAUAAACCGACGUAAAAUGACGGAGUUCGGCAACAUGGCGUUGGUGGAGGAACGAGAGGAAGGCGGGAACGUUGCGAUAAGAUUGCCGGGAGUGCGAUCUGGUGACAUGGCUGCAAGGGCUUUCAAACCAGAAGUGAGGGUGUCUUGUCUACAAUUCUCGCCCACAGGUCAGGCGUGGGCGGCCGCCACCACAGAGGGCCUACUUAUCUACUCCUUAGAUAAAGGCAUGGUGUUUGAUCCAUUCCAGUUGGAACAGGACAUUACACCCAACUCUAUCAGGAAGUCACUUCAAGAAGAGGACUGGGCGAAAGCCCUGAUGAUGUCUCUGAAGUUGAACGAGCAUGAUCUCAUUCAGGAGGUCGUGGAGAGCAUCAGGCCUGUUGAUGUGGAAUUGACUGUGAGGUCACUGCCUGAAGUUUACAUGGAACGCACACUUAAAUUUGUGGCAUCAAGCCUGGAAUCUACACGCCAUGUGGAAUUCUACCUGAUUUGGAUACAGCACAUGCUGACAGCGUAUGGGCCCACAUUUCAGGUUCACUUAAAGCAAGCGCAGGUGAUGCCCAUCCUGCUCACUCUGCAGAAGAAUCUCACAAAGAAGUACGAGGAACUGGCUAAAAUAUGUGACUUCAAUAAGUACACUCUUCAGUACAUUAGAAAGCUUGGAGAGAUCAGAAGUUCAGUCAAGGCGCAAGAGGACAUGGAAGUUGAGACUGUACCAGGUAUAGGUGUCUAAGGGAGCAGCCGUAUUCACGGGAUGACCGAAUGAGACGUCAGUCCUCCGUGGCUUGCAAAGGGGAGUGUGGAUCAAGCAUGUGCAAGCUGUGGUCCAUUAGACAAGUGCAGUCUGUUGAUCAUAUUUGUUUUGGGCCACAAGCUUUAAUGGUUUUAUUUAGAAACGGACUUGUGGAAAUGUAAUUCUUUGAUAAUAAUCGAUAGUUCUGUUGUUUUGUUGUACUCGAUAAAACUUUGUGCCCUCGCGUUUGUGCUGUUGCUUUGUGGAGUGAGAAUCCACUGACGCGUUUUGCUCAUUUGAACACAUUGCAGAAUACAUUAAAUUUUCUCUUACAUA